AAGAAUACCAAGCUACGGCGACGACACCUAUCCCGACGCCGAUAGUCGUCGCUACAGGUCUACCUAUGCCGACGACAAGUUGUCGUCAUAGCUUUUGGAACGUUUGACCAACUAUCUUUGACCGCUAUAUCUGUGCAGACGACAAGUCGUCGCCAUAGGUCCGGCGGGAACGACGAAAAUGUUGGCAGUAAUAUGAAAAUAUAUACCGACGACGUGUCGUCGGUAUAGGUAGGAAAAAAAGGACUUUUUAUUUAUUUUUAUUCCGAGUGCCAGAAAAAGGAAAACGACGUGGUUUUUGGACAUCCUAUGCCGACGACAAGUCGUCGGGACAGGUUUUUUAAUUUACAUUUAUAUUUUUAUUCCAGGAUUAAGUAAUACGUCGUCGUUUAUGUCGACCCUAUGCCGACGACAUGUCGUCGGCAUAGGGGUAUACCCUAAAACAGAUACGCAACUUUCUUUCAUUUGCACACAGCGAUUGUUUUCUGCACUUUCUCCUCCCAAGCGACGAAAUCGAGUUCCCAACUUCAAUUUCCGGCGAUUUGUCGAAUCCAAGGUCAUUUCUACCCUUAAUUUGUUUGUUAUUGUUGUUUGAUAUUGAUUUUUACCCCUAAUUUGGGGUUUUUUUGUGUGUAGCAACCGGUGGUGAAGCUCCACCUAUCUAUUGACUGCCUCACCUUCCACCACCUAGUGUUGCCGCCGAAAAUCACCACCAGCCACCACCUUGCUUCUUUGACUAGCAAAAAAAGCAGAACAUCGGUUUAAUUCCAAAAGUAAUGACGAUCGAUAAGAGUUGGAUUCGGGAACACCGAACGUCCCCAAAAUUCUUGGAAGGUCUUAAAAACUUUAUGGAGAUUGCUAUGAAACAUGUUGACUCUGAAGACAAAGUGCAUUGUCCGUGCGUAAGGUGUGUGAAUAUGUAUCGACAGUUGUCGAGUACGGUUUAUGCCCAUAUACAUGACCGUGGGUUUCUAAAAUCGUAUACUAUAUGGAUUUAUCACAGUGAGAAGCAUUCUGUUUCGGAUUUGGGCUACAAUUCGACUCCAAUAAACAUUCCAACAAAUAAUGAAAUGUUUGAUGUAAUUGAUGAUGUUAUGGCGGAACAAAAUACAAAUGAAGAAAAUACAGAUGAUGAAGGACAAGGCAUGGACCCAGAAUUUAAUGCUUUAUUUGAGCAACUCAAUACCAAGUUACACCCUGAUUGUGAGAUGUCUUCUUUAAACUUUUUGGCAAAGUUGUUGCAUAUUAAAGUGAUCAAUAAAUGGACAAAUAGUUCAUUUGACCAACUUUUAGAGUUGCUAGGAGUUGCUUUCCCGAAGAGCAAGAUUCAAACUUCACACUAUGAAGCUAAGAAAAAUUUGAGAAAGAUAGGGUUAGGAUAUGAGUCCAUCCAUGCUUGCAAAUAUGACUGUGCUUUGUUUUGGAAGGAGAAUGCUUCCAUGCAGAAUUGCCCGAUUUGUAACGAGAGUAGAUGGGUGGACACAACCACAAAGGGGAAGCGAGUACCACAAAAAGUGUUGCGGUACUUUCCUUUGACUCCAAGACUUCGACGGAUGUAUAGUUCCAGAUUCACAGCUAAAGAUAUGAUUUGGCAUAAUACUGGAAGAUCAACGAAUGGUAUAAUGUAUCAUCCGGUAGAUGGGAAGUCAUGGCAAGAAUUUGAUAAGAGAUAUCCAGAGUUUGCCAAAGAACCUAGAAAUGUUCGUCUAGGUUUAGCUGCUGAUGGCUUUAAUCCAUUCGGCAACUUUAAUAACAAUUAUAGUAUUUGGCCGGCUAUAUUGACUACCUACAAUACACCACCAUGGAUAUGUAUGAAAGAGUCUUCUUUCAUGCUAACUUUGCUAAUUCCUGGUUCUAGAUCACCCGCAAAGGACAUUGAUGUUUACUUGAGGCCUUUGGUGGAUGAGUUGAAAAUGUUGUGGUUUGAAGGAGUCCAAAUGAGAGAUGCAUCAACCAACACUGUAUUUAAUAUGCGUGCGAUGUUGUUAUGGACUAUCAAUGAUUUCCCAGCACGUAGUAGUCUGUCUGGAUAGAGUGGUCAAGGUUAUUUAGCAUGCCCUACUUGUAACGAAGACACAUCUUCCAUUUAUGUGACCAACAAGAUGUCUUACGUUGGUCACAGACGAUUCUUGAAUAUAAACCAUAGUUGGAGGGAGAGUCUAUUGUUUGAUGGUCAACCUGAGACAAGACCGCGUCCUAGAAGAUUCAGUAAUGCAACUAUAUUAAAGCAAGUAAAUUGUCUCUCUGAUCGAAUUCUAGGGAAACAUCCUGAUUAUGGGGGCAAAAAAAGAAAGCGCGACGAUGAAAGGAAAAAGAGAGAGUUAAAUUGGACAAAACGAAGUAUCUUCUUUGAGCUUGAGUAUUGGUCUUCCCUCGAUCUAAAACACAAUUUCGAUGUUAUGCAUAUUUCAAAGAAUAUGAAUGAGAGUGUGUUGAAUACUGCACUGAUGAAUGAUAAAAGCAAAGAUAAAAAAGAAGCAAGAAUUGACUUGAAAAAUAUGGGCAUUAGACCAGAUCAAUGGCCAAAAGAGAAAGUCAAGAAGAUGAAGAAAAACAACAAGGAAGAAAACAAGAAGAAGGAAAUACUCCCACAUGCUUCUUACUCUUUCAAACCAAUUGAUCGACAACGUUUCUGUCAAUUCAUUAAAGGAGUGAGACUACCUGAUGGUUUUGGAUCGAACUUUAAGAAGAAGGUUAAUGAUACCGAAUCAAAUUUGGUUGGGCUGAAGUCUCACGAUCAUCACAUCCUCAUGCAACGAUUGCUACCUAUAGGGGUUCGAGCAUGUCUCCCACCAAAUGUUUCAAGAACAAUCAUUGACCUAUGUACAUUCUUUAAAAAAAUUUGUGCACGGUCAUUGGAUGUUAACGACAUGAGAAAUGCCAGAACAGAAGUAGUGAAGAUCUUAUGCAAUCUUGAGUUGAUAUAUCAUCCAGCAUUUUUCGACAUAAUGAUUCAUCUUAUUCUUCAUUUACCUGAUGAAGCCAUUCUUGGAGGGCCUGUACACAUGAGAUGGAUGUAUCCUUUUGAAAGAUAUAUGAAAAAACUUAAAAAUUAUGUCAGAAACAAAGCCAAACCAGAAGGUUCAAUAGCAGAGGGUUACGUUGCAGACGAAGCUUUGACAUUUUGCUCUAUGUAUCUUGAGGGUAUGCAAACUAAAUUCAACCGUGCUGAUAGAAAUGAUGAUCCCGGCCUUCCAAAAAGGCAAUUUUCUGUCUUCUCAUCACAAUGUCGAACAGUGUCGGCUAAGAAAAUCGCUGAACUUUGUAACGAGGCCAAAAAAUCAUUGCAUUGGUUUGUACUAAACAAUUGCGAUGAGGAUGAGAUGAGAAGCUACAAAUCUGAAUUCAAAUUAGAAUUGCCUGAAAGUGAUUUCAAAAAGGAAUUUCUUUCAUGGUUCAAAGAAAAGGUAAGUAUGUUAUAUAUUUAUAAUGUAAAACUAAGUUAUUACUUAAACAUAUAAUCUUAUAUUUCCUUACAGAUUUAUUGUCUCCAAAAAGAUGUGCCUACGAACUAUACUGACGAAUUAAAGGCGUUGGCAUAUGGUCCGUUGCGUGCAUAUUCGUACACUGCAUGCAUAGUAAAUGGUGUCCGAUUUGUUGUGAAUAGUCGUGAUCUCCGACGCACUACUCAAAAUAGUGGUGUUGUUACAUUCGGAGAAGACGGUACACCAUUCUAUGGUCAAUUAGAGGAGAUCAUAGAGUUGCAUUAUUUAUAUGAUAAAUCGGUUGUAUUCUUUCGUGGUAAAUGGUUCAAUGCCUCAUUACGUAAUGGACGCUUAAAGACUAUAAAUAAUAUGAUUCUUAUCGAUACCAGUCAUGAAUGGUAUGUCGGUAAAACGUGGUUUGAUGAUCAACAAUACAUCUUAGCCACACAAGCUAAACAAGUAUUUUAUCUCCAAGAUCCCACUCAAAACAAUAACUGGAGAGUUAUGGAAGAGGUUCAUCAUCGAAAACUUUGGAAUCAUCCAAGUAUCGGUGUUGUGACUGUGAUAGAUGUUGUGAACAACACUCAAUCAACUGAUUUUACCUUGGUUGUCGACUUAGGCACCUUACCUAUGCAGACGACUUUAGGUGAAGUUGGUGAAUCAAGUGUGGUUGCUAGGAGGAAUGUUGAUCCUAAUAUAAACGAUGACGAUUUCAUUAACGAUGAAAAUGACGAUGAUGAUACGUACUCUUCAGAUGAAGAAAUAAAUAAUGAAAACUAUGACAGUGAUGAUGAUGUUGUACAUGUAUAUUGUUCUAGUGAUGAAUCUGAUUGAUGAUGGCAGAAGUCGCGAGGGGACACGGGGGAGACGGUGGGGAUAGACCUCCACACGGGAAUGCACGCAGUGUACCAUCGGAUUGCCAAUCUUCGCAAGCGAAGAAUGUGAAUGUGCGUGGCAAAGGGAGAAACUUAAAUUUGUACAAUGAGUAUGAAAAAAACAAGUGUAAGCCUUUGGAAUUGCUAAUUGAUAUCUCCGGGCGGACGUAUCGAGUUAUAGGGGACAACGGGCAACUGUUUGUCAGACUGAUCUCAAAUCUGGUGGGAUCAAAGGUACCGUUGCAUUAUCAUACUUGGCGUCGUGUUCCUGCCAAGUACAAAGUUGAUUUAUAUCCCGAGCUAGAGACUUAUUUUGAUAUUGAUAGGUAUCGGGGCACAAACUUGUGGGAACCCCUUCAAGCGGGUAUCCAAGUAGAUAUGCAAAGAGCUUAUCGAGAGCGCAAG
Lactuca sativa (garden lettuce) is the source of this 4702-nucleotide messenger RNA. Lineage: Eukaryota; Viridiplantae; Streptophyta; Magnoliopsida; Asterales; Asteraceae. The record is from RefSeq and is a predicted model, not a curated record.